Molecule: messenger RNA, 943 nt
Organism: Anopheles stephensi (Asian malaria mosquito)
Lineage: Eukaryota; Metazoa; Arthropoda; Insecta; Diptera; Culicidae
Product: thymidylate kinase
Exons: 2
Coding region: 35-751 (238 amino acids)
Biological process (GO): dUDP biosynthetic process; dTDP biosynthetic process; dTTP biosynthetic process
Cellular component (GO): nucleus; cytoplasm; cytosol
Molecular function (GO): ATP binding; dTMP kinase activity
Source: RefSeq, a predicted model, not a curated record
GAAAGAUAAUAAUGUGUCAUUCGGUUGUUGUUUGAUGGCUCGUCGGCUUGCCAAAUUGUUCGCCUCCCAUUUGCGCCAAAACAUAAGGUCAGUGGGCGAUCAUACACAGAAAACCAUGCCGGAAUCAGAAGGAAAGCGAGGUGCCUUUAUCGUGCUGGAAGGAUGCGAUCGAACCGGCAAAACCUCACAGUGCAAAACACUCGUAAACAAACUAGAGGAAGCGAACAUUAAGGCUCGGUACAUGAACUUUCCUGACCGGUCUACGCAGAGCGGGCAGUUGAUAAAUGGCUAUCUUACCAGAAAGGACGAUUUCACCGAUGAAGGGAUCCAUCUGUUGUUCACACUGAACCGAUGGGAACGCAUGAAGGAGAUGGAGAAGGCUCUCAAAAACGGUGUUAAUCUGAUCGUCGAUCGCUACUCGUACUCGGGCGUUGCGUUCAGCAGCGCGAAGGGCCUGGAUUUGGAGUGGUGCAAAGCACCAGAAGCGGGACUGCUAAAGCCGGACUUGGUCAUACUGCUUACACUGUCGCCGGAAGCGCUUGCGAGACGAGGUGGCUUCGGAGACGAGCGUUACGAGGUUCCAGCGUUUCAGAAAAAAGUCAUUGAGAAGUAUGGCUUGCUGAAAGACGAUCGGUACUGGAAAGCGAUAGAUGCUGACAAAACGUUCGACGAUCUAACGGUGGAGCUGUAUGAAGAAGUGCUGCGCACAGUUGAGAAUGCUGGCGACAAGCCGCUAGAGAAAUUAUGGUGACCGGCUUUUGCCAUCCAGUGUGUGUCUUAAGACAACAAGAAAGUUAUUCGUGUAAACAGUUUUAUUUUAAUAGGCAAAGAUUCCAGAAGGGCAUAGAACGUAUAUUGCGAUAGAGAGGUAUAAAUGAGAGAGUAUCAGCAAAGUUAAGAAACGAAUUAAGUGCAUUUAAUAAACCCCUAAUCAGUAUAGUAA